GCUGUCACUUCUGCUCAGAGGAGUAAGCGCCCCAAAGCCGAGCUGCAGAGCUGUCUAUGGCCCCAGGCUGACCAGUAGACAUGGCUCAAUUUGGCCAGGUCCUGGCUGAAAUAGGCGACUUUGGUCGCUUCCAGAUACAGCUGGUGAUGCUUCUGAGUAUUCCCGGCUUCCUGUCCGCUUACUACAUGUUUGCCCAGGUCUUCAUGAUCCAGCACGAGGCCCACCACUGCUCAGUAGCCUGGGUCAAGAACCACACUUUGAACCUGAGUGCGGCUGAACAGCUGACACUGAGCGUGCCCCUGGAUGCUGCAGGCAAGCCUGAGUCCUGCCUUAUGUUCCGGCCGCCCCCUGACAACACCAGCCUGGAGGACAUCCUCAGCCACCACUUCAACGAGACGCAGCCUUGUGAGGCAGGCUGGGAGUAUCCUGAAGACAGGCCCCUGUCCCUAAAGAACGAGUUCAACCUCGUUUGUGGUCAGAAGCACCUGAAGGAGACCUCGCAGUCGGUGUUCAUGGCUGGGCUCCUCACUGGGGCUCUCAUCUUCGGGCCCCUCUGUGACCGGAUUGGCCGCAAGGUCAGUAUCCUGGUGCAGCUGCUACUCUUCGCCCUCCUCGGCCCGACCAUGGCCUUUGUGCCCAGCUUUGAGCUCUACAUGGUCCUGCGCUUUGCUGUGGCUACUGCUGUCUCUGGGUUCGCCUUCAGCAACGUCUCCCUACUUACAGAGUGGGUGGGGCCCUCCAGGAGGACUCAGGCCGUGGUCCUGGUCCAGUGCGCCUUCUCCCUGGGUCAGAUGGCAUUAGCAGGACUUGCCUAUGGCGUCCGAAACUGGAGGUAUUUCCAAAUGGCUGGCACCACACCUGUCUUGCUACUCUUCUUCUACAUCUGGGCUCUGCCAGAGUCAGCACGGUGGCUUCUGACAAGAGGGAGGGUGGAGGAGGCCAAACAAGUGAUCCAGAAGGCGGCCUCCGUCAACAGGCGGAAACUCUCCCCAGAGCUCCUGAGCCAGCUGGUCCCAGAGAAGACAGCCCCCUCAGGGAAUCCCCUGGAUCUGUUCAGGCACCCCCGGCUCCGGAAACUGACCCUGAUCUUCUUCUGUGUCUGGUUUGUGGACAGUCUGGGGUACUUUGGCCUGAGCUUCCAGGUCGGCGACUUUGGCCUGGACAUCUACCUGACGCAGCUCGUCUUCGGAACCGUGGAGGUUCCCGCCCGCUGCCUCAGCAUCUUCAUGAUGCGGUGGUUGGGCCGCAAGUGGAGCCAGGUGCUGACUCUGGUUCUGGGCGGCCUCGUGUGCAUCGGCAUCGUCUUUGUCCCAGCAGGUGCUGGAGCUGGCUCUGCCACAUUCCUGCCCUCCCCACCGCCCCCCCCCCCACCUCCAGGAGUGAGGGCAACCCUGGGGCCCGGGAGCGGAGGGGGCCAGGAGUUCGGGAGGACAGGGCAGGGGUGGGGCCCGGGGCAUGGGGCCGUCCACCUGCCUGCGGCUGACCGGCAUCCUCCCCCAGAUCUGCCGGUGGUGGUCACUGUGCUGGCCGUGGUGGGCAAGUUCGCCAUGGCCGCCAGCUUUACCAUCUCCUACGUGUACUGUGCCGAGCUCUUCCCCACCGUCAUCCGGCAGACAGGCAUGGGGCUGAUGGGCAUCUCCUCGAGGAUCGGGGGGAUCCUCACCCCUCUCGUGAGCCUGCUGGGCGAGUACCAGGCAGCCCUCCCUAUGCUCAUCUACGGCAGCCUCCCCAUCGGGGCAGGCUUCCUCUGUGCCCUGUUGCCGGAGACACGGGGCCAGCCCCUGAAGGACACCAUCAAGGAGCUGGAGGAGGAGCCCCACCCACGGUCUCUGGAGUCAGCACCUUCAGAAAAGGAAACAGAGGCUUCAGGAAGAACUUCUAGCCCAGGGGUGACCUUCGCGAGCAGCACGUACUUCUGAUUGUGUCCCUGGAGCUGGAGCACAGCAGGGAGCUGCCUGGACACCCCCUUGAAAUGGCUGGGGGCUGCUGGCACGGCCCCCCUCACAGUUGGAGGCAGCACACCCCUGACCUGGUCCCCAUCCCGGCCGCUGGCUGCCUGGUCCUGAAGUGUCUGUGAGGGCCUCCCUCUUCUCGUCACCCCUCACCACCUUCCUCAACCCAGCCCACCCCUACCCCUGUUCUGGGGUCGGGCCUUGAGCGUUUCUUGGGCUUCCCUGGUUCUCUAAUAGACUUGUGGGCUUACGGCUCCUCUAGUUCCCUCAGUCUGGGGUCCCCCUGCCCUCAAAACGUUUAAGCCCAGAGCAGAGCAGAUGGGUAGGGCCUUUCCAAGAAUGCAGCAGCAGGGGGAGAGGAAGUUGGAAGCCGCGGCCGGUACCCAGGCCGGUGGGAGAAAAGGCUGUGGAUGGGAAGGUUGUAGUUCCUUCCGGUGGCUGGGCCGGGCCCCGCUGGCUCAGGGGGAGGCCCCACAGGACCCGCCAUCCUGCUGAGAGAGGACUCUGUCUGCUGGAAACCAAAGCUUCAGUGCUGUCCUCUCUUCAAAGAGCCUCCACCCCCUGCCCUGCGUUCAGUCCAGCUCAUACCUGACCUCGUGGCCCAGGGACCGGCAGUGGGGAAAGGGAGGAGGCUGGUUGUUCCCGUCCUCACCUCCCUCCUCCCUUUCACCUCUGCUGCUUCUGGCUCCUGCAGGGCCAGGGGAAAGGGCUUUCUGCUCUGCUGCUGCUGGCCGUGGUUCUUUCCCUGCGUGUACUGGCUGAUCAUCAGCAAGUGUUCUCUGGCAGGCUUCUAACAGCUCCUCCAUGGGGACACAUCGGUGGAUUUCUCAGCGGUGCUCCCAGGACCCCUGCCUAGUUCCUUCAUCCAAGGAGCGUACUCACAGCUGACCUCCAGGGCCCUCUCUUCAGCUCUUGCCCCAGCACUGCUGCCCCCAUCAUGUCUCUUACUGCCAGCAUUCCUCAUCUUACGAGACAGCCCUCCUGGCUGCGUCCCAUCAAGGGACCUCCAGCUAGAGUGCCUUCCCCGGUAGCCACCUGGCCCACAAGAGCACCAUACAUCCUUGCACCAGCAAAGAGUGGAAAAGAGCUUGCCCGGCCUCUUCCCCUCCUGUGCCCUUCCUCCAAGGCCUCCCCAGCUAAGUGCCCUGCAGACAGUGAGGUUCCGCCUCUCCCCAGAGGCCCAGGCCUGAAGAGGGGUUCCUUCUGGACCUCCCUCCCUUUCUCCCACCCACCUUCCCUAAUGGAGGCUGGAGGGAGUGCUCCCCAUCUUUGUAAAUCUGGCACAAAGGUGUCCAGCAUCUCUUUCAAAUACGCGAAUCUUUAUUGAGGACAUAACAAAAGGCAAGUUGGCAUUCCACGUUCCCCUCCCCCAAGGUGGGAGUGGGACACAUGGGACAUUUCUCAGACUCAUGACCAAAGGAAGGAAAAAGCCAAUGGUCACCUGAUAAAGAUCACAGUCAUAAAGGACAUAAGACUCCAUCAGUUUGUAACUGUCUUCGUGAUUUACAAGGAAAGCACAAUCCUAGGAAUAGUCAGACCUCCAGAAACCUAUAGACUCAAUUUCUUGGAGCGCUAACAUCACCUCCUCCCUUCAUAGGAUAAAAAGCCCUACACAAUCAGUCCCUCCUCACACUUAGAAUGCAGAUUUUUCUGCCCACGAGUUCUGUCCUGGGACCUUAAUAAAAUCACUCUUUUUUUUGGCACCAAAAACAUCUCAAGAAUUCUUUCUUGGCUGUUUGCUCUUGGACCCAACCUCCAGAUGACAUCAUUUAUUACUUACAGACUCAGCUUUGGGAUGGUGGGGAAAAGUUCUAUUUAGCUUCCCGCUAUGCACCCAGUCAUGGAAUCCCAAGCUAAAGUCACCCGUUGGGUACACCUGAAAGUCUUUUGUGGCGCAGUGUGGUACCCAGGCCAAACCUGCCUGGUCGUGAAAACAACCUGCAUUGGAUCUGGGCAGAGGCCAGUUCAAAGCCAGAGGCAACUCCUCCACCAAAGGAGGGACACGGAGACUCGGAGCGCUGUGAAGUGAAGCUUUAAUUAAAGUUCAUGUGAGAGCAGGUGUCUGAUGGACAGGCACCCUGGGGUGGGGGAGGGGGGUUACAGCAGGCAAUUUAUCUCCUAGUGUGAAGUCCCCCCCCCCCCCGAUUCCUCGGCUGAGUACUACAGAGGUUACAGUCUUACCAGGAAGUCGCCUAUGCCCAUGUAAGCCCAAAAAGUAGUCUGAUUGGACUUGAGGUGACACAGAGACUUCAGUUCUUUGGCUCAUGCUCAUUGCAAAGCCCACAACAAAUAAGCCCUGGGAAUGGAGAGGGGCAGAAGAACCAGGAAGUGAAGUGUCUAAGGUUUGGGGGAGGGAGGGUUGGUUCGUAUGUAUUUCCCAUAGGUUGUAAACCUAUUGUCAACUAGACAGCACAGAUUUUAUUUGGUAAUUCUGAAAAGGAUUCAUCUCAUUUACUUCUCACAGCAACCUCCUCUACAAUGUGGACACUGCGUCCUUUUGAGGCAGAAUGAUCUCCAUUCCUGGAAAGAGACUUAAACAGAUCAGGACACAGGCAUAAAUGCUGCAAAGAUUCACCUAUUGCCUUUGGGCCAGGUCUUUGAGAACUUUUUUUUAGGGAUUGUGGGCUGUUGGGGGAAAGAUUUUUCUUUGUAUGUAAUAAAAAAUGCCCUGUGGCCUGUUCUGUUUAAAAGGGAAAUGUCUUUUUCAGCAAAGUGGCAGGAUAUAAAAUCAACGCACAGAAAUCAGUUGCAUUCCUACACACCAACGAUGAAGCAACAGAAAGAGAAAUCAAGGAAUUGAUCCCAUUUACAAUGGCACCAAAAACCAUAAAAUACCUAGGAAUAAAUCUAACCAAAGAGGUGAAAAAUCGAUACACUGGAAACUAUAGAAAGCUUCUGAAAGAAAUUGAAGAAGACACAAAAAAAAAAAGGAAAAAUAUUCCAUGCUCCUGGAUAAGAAGAACAAAUAUUGCUAAAAUGUCGAUACUACCCAAAGCAAUCUACAUAUUCAGUGCAAUCCCUAUCAAAAUAACACCAGCAUUCUUCACAGAGCUAGAACAAACAAUCCCAAAAUUUGUAUGGAACCAGAAAAGACGCUGAAUAGCCAAAGCAAUCUUGAAAGAGAAAACCAAAGCUGGAGGUAUCACAAUCCCGGACUUCAAACUGUAUUACAAAGCUGUAAUUAUCAAGACAGUAUGGUACUGGCACAAGAACAGAAGAGACCAAUGGAACAGAAGAGAGAACCCAGAAAUGGGCCCACAAACGUAUGGCCAACUAAUCUUUGACAAAGCAGGAAAGAAUACCCAAUGGAAUAAAGACAGUCUCUUCAGCAAGUGGUGCUGGGAAAACUGGACAGCGACAUGCAGAAGAAUGAACCUGGACCACUUUCUUACACCAUACACAAAAUAAACUCAAAAUGGAUGAAAGACCUGAAUGUAAGACAGGAAGCCAGAAAAUCCUCGAGGAGAAAGCAGGCAAGAACCUCUUUGACCUUGGCCGCAGCAACUUCUUACUCAACACAUCUCCAGAGGCAAGGGAAACAAAAGCAAAAAGGAACUCCUGGGACCUCAUCAAAAUAAAAAGCUUCUGCACAACGAAGGAAACAAUCAGCAAAACUAAAAGGCAACCGACAGAAUGGGAGAAGAUAUUUACAAACAGCAUAUCAGAUAAGGGUUAGUAUCCAAAAUCUAGAAAGAACUUAUCAAACUCAACACCCAAAAAACAAAUAAUCCAGUGAAGAAAUGGGCAAAAGACAUGAACAGACACUUCUCCAAAGAAGACAUCCAGAUGGCCAACUGACACAUGAAAAAAUGCUCAACAUCAUUCAUUAUCAGGGAAAUACAAAUCAAAACCACAAUGAGAUACCACCUUACACCUGUCAGAAUGGCUAACAUCAACAACUCAGGCAACAACAGAUGUUGGCGAGGAUGCGGAGAAAGAAGAUGUCUUUUGCACUGCUGGUGGGAAUGCAAACUGGUGCAGCCAGUCUGGAAAACAGUGUGGAGGUUCCUCAAAAAGCUAAAAAUAGAACUACCCUACAACCUAGGAAUUGCACUACUAGGCAUUUGUCCAAGGGAUACAGGUGUGCUGUUUCGAAGGGACACAUGCACCCCAAUGUUUAUAGCAGCACUAUCAACAAUAGCCAAAGUAUGGAAAGAGCCCAAGUGUCCAUCGAUGGAUGAAUGGAUAAAAAAGAUGUGGUAUAUAUAUAUAUAUAUAUAUAUAUAUAUAUAUAUACACACAUACACAAUGGAGUAUUACUCAGCAAUCAAAAAGAAUGAAAUCUUGCCAUUUGCAACUAUGUGGAUGGAACUGGAGGGUAUUAUGCUAAGUGAAAUUAGCCAAUCAGAGAAAGACAAAUAUCGUAUGACUUCACUCAUAUGAGGACUUUAAGAUACAAAACAGAUGAACACAAGCGAAGGGAAGCAAAAAUAAUAUAAAAACAAGGAGGGGGACAAAACAUAAGAGACUCUUAAAUAUGGAGAAUAAACAGAGGGUUA
Molecule: messenger RNA, 6451 nt
Organism: Acinonyx jubatus (cheetah)
Lineage: Eukaryota; Metazoa; Chordata; Mammalia; Carnivora; Felidae
Gene: SLC22A13
Product: solute carrier family 22 member 13
Exons: 9
Coding region: 81-1919 (612 amino acids)
Biological process (GO): transmembrane transport
Cellular component (GO): membrane
Molecular function (GO): transmembrane transporter activity
Source: RefSeq, a predicted model, not a curated record